AUGGCCGAAGCGGAUUUCGAAAUCGACUUUUAUGGGGACGCCGCCAACGACCAGCAGAACCACCAGGAGGGCGGCCACAAGGAGGGCGAGAAUGAGUACCGGGGCGACCACGAUGACCACGGCAAGGUAGAUCACGGGGAUCAGGGACAUCAUGACGACCACGGAGACCACGACCAGCACAACAGAGAGGAGCAUGGCGACGACCAUCAGCGCCGAGCGAGCGAGGCGGAAGACACAUCAUCUCGGCAGGGCGUCAAGAGGAAAUCGGAAGAGGACGACCGUCCAGUCGAUGCAAACGCCACCGCUGCCGUUAUGAUUUCUGAGCUCAGCUGGUGGACGACGGACGACGACAUCCGUGGCUGGCUCCGUGGCGCCGAUUGUGAGGCCGAGGUCAAGGAGCUCACCUUUAGCGAGCACAAGGUCAAUGGAAAGAGCAAGGGCCAAGCGUACAUCGAGUUCUACUCCCGGCAAGCGGCCACGGCGGCCAAGCACCAUAUCGACCACACGGCUACUGAAAGCGCCCAGCCGGGGCAGCAGAAGAAGCUGACAACGUCAUACUGGAACCCGGGGAUGAAUCCGUUCAGGACGCUACCGAAGGACGCCCCGGCGCGUGUCAAGGAGCAGCCCCGCGCCGCCCCUUCAGGGCCGUACAACGACCGGGGCAACUAUGGCGGUGGCUUCCGCGGCCGUGGUGGCUACGGCGGCGGGCGCGGCAUGAACCAGAACAACUUCAACAGCAACCGCAACUUCAACAACAACAUGGGAUUUAACAACAACAUGGGCGGCGGAUUCAACGGCCCUAUGGGUGGCGGCAACUUCGGCUUCCAGGGCGGUCGCGGCGGCAUGAUGGGAGGCGGCAUGCGGGGUGGCCCUGGUGGCAUGCGAGGUGGCCGCGGUGGCAACAUGAUGGGCAUGGGCCCCAUGGGCGGCAUGCCGAUGGGGAUGCCGGGGAACAUGGGCAUGAUGGGCAUGGGUGGAGGCAUGCCAGGUUUCCAGGGCAUGAACCCCAACUUCAACGGCGGCUUCGGCUUUAACCAGAACCAAGGCGGGGGCGGAGGAGACUGGGGCAACCCUCACGGGGCAAAGCGCCCACGACCCGAGUAG
Molecule: messenger RNA, 1104 nt
Organism: Purpureocillium lilacinum
Lineage: Eukaryota; Fungi; Ascomycota; Sordariomycetes; Hypocreales; Ophiocordycipitaceae
Biological process (GO): mRNA alternative polyadenylation
Cellular component (GO): mRNA cleavage and polyadenylation specificity factor complex
Molecular function (GO): mRNA binding
Source: RefSeq, a predicted model, not a curated record